AUGUUCUCCAAAACUGCCCUGUUAUUGGCGAUCAGCGUCCUCUCCCAUUUCUCGGGGGUAGCUCUCGGGUCACCCACCCUGGAAGCGAGGCAAUCGGCCGACAAUAUCGUCUACGUCACCAAUGCCGCAGCGUUCUGUAUGAUCAUGCCUCGGACCCCACACACCAACAUCGGGGACAGCGAGCAUCCGGGCGGGAUGCAGACAUACUGUUCGCCAAGUGGGAAGUACGACUCUUCCCAAGGCCAGCUGUCCGCAAACUUCUGGAGUAACAUAGAAUUUAAGACGGGCACGAGUUCCCGCGGAGCGAGGUUUGCACAACUGACAGGGUGCAUUCGACCAGAGACACUGGAUCGACUGAACUCCAAUGAUGGUGGAGGGCAAUAUGAUUCAAGUGGUGGAGCUGGGGGGCUUGGAAACCCACAAGGGAGUGUCUGUCUUGGGUACAACCACUACGUUGAGCUCGUUGAGCCGGGUGAUAGACGCGCGUGCAUCAAAUGUUGUGAUAACUACGACGAUUGUCCUUUGGACAAAGACACUCAAGGAUGCCCCAAUGUUAUUCAAGGCAACUACUUCGAUUGUUGGUGA
Laccaria bicolor S238N-H82 is the source of this 585-nucleotide messenger RNA. RefSeq lists its product as uncharacterized. The transcript is spliced from 5 exons. The coding region runs from base 1 to 585 and encodes 194 amino acids. The record is from RefSeq and is a predicted model, not a curated record. Lineage: Eukaryota; Fungi; Basidiomycota; Agaricomycetes; Agaricales; Hydnangiaceae.